Messenger RNA from Amphibalanus amphitrite, 846 nucleotides. It is a transcript of the gene Coq9, whose product is annotated as ubiquinone biosynthesis protein COQ9, mitochondrial-like. The transcript is spliced from 6 exons. NCBI's taxonomy places the organism in Eukaryota, Metazoa, Arthropoda, Thecostraca, Balanomorpha, Balanidae. Gene Ontology annotation, biological process: ubiquinone biosynthetic process. Gene Ontology annotation, molecular function: lipid binding. Gene Ontology annotation, cellular component: mitochondrial inner membrane. The coding region runs from base 1 to 846 and encodes 281 amino acids. The record is from RefSeq and is a predicted model, not a curated record.
AUGUCCCCGCUGCGGCUGACUCCGGCCGUCCGGCCCUCCUUGGCCCGAUGUCUGGUGACCGCCGCCGCCCGGCGCUGCUCGGCGCCUCCACCCGGCACUGCGAGGGAGUCAGCCGUGCCGCCGCCGCCGCCCACGGGUCGGGCGGAGCCGCCCCCGCCCCCGCCCGGCGCCGAGUCGGAGCUCAGGAGCCGGGUGCUGGAGGCCGCCAUGACUAUGGUGCCUGAGAUGGGAUGGAGCACCGAGGCGCUGGCAGCCGGUGCGGAGUCGCUCGGUCUCCCAGACGUGGCGCACGGCCUGUUCCCCCGCGGCGGUGCCGAGCUGGUGGACCACUUCUACACCGAGUGUAACGCCCGAGUGGCGGAGGAAAUGGCUGAGAAACGCGCCGCCGAACAGGACGCCGACCCCUCGUCCCGGCUCGGCACCCAGGCGUUCAUCCGGUGGGCGGUGGAGCGCCGGCUGCGACUGGUCACACCCUAUCUGGACCGCUGGCCCGAGGCGCUCGGCCUGCUGACACUGCCGGCCAACGUACCCGCGGCGCUCACCAACUUCGGCGCGCUACUGGAUGAUAUCUGGUACCACGCCGGGGACCGCUCUUCCGACUUUAACUGGUACACGAAGCGGGCCAUCCUGGCGGCCGUCUACAAGUCGACCGAGCUGCGCCUGCUGACCGACACCUCGGAGGAUUACGCUGAGACGUGGGCGUUCCUGGACCGGCGGCUGGCGGACGCCGUCUCGGCCGGCCGCUGUGUGAGGCAGAUCAGGGAGGCGGCGCCGCAGGCCGGGCACACGGCGAGCGUGAUGCUGAAUACGCUGGCCAACAUCGCCGGGCUAAACUCCCGGCGCUGA